This is a messenger RNA of Meloidogyne enterolobii, 1119 nucleotides long. The record is from the annotation of a GenBank genome assembly. Lineage: Eukaryota; Metazoa; Nematoda; Chromadorea; Rhabditida; Meloidogynidae.
UUAAACAAAAAUAAUUUUCUAAAAAUUCCAAUGGAUUCUUAUAAAGAUCCUCUCAGCAAAGAGCAAAAAGAUGAAUUGCGUGCUAUUGCCCAGAAGAUUCUUCAGCCUGGGAAGGGAAUUUUGGCAGCGGAUGAAAGCACAGGUUCUAUUGGUAAACGUUUUGAGGGCAUUAGUGUUGAGAACAACGAGGAAAAUCGUCGCAAAUAUCGUCAACUUCUCUUUUCUACUCCAAAUUUUGGACAGAACAUUAGUGGAGUAAUUCUCUUUGAUGAAACCUUCAGACAGAAAGCAGAUAGUGGAGAACGUUUUGUCGAUCUGAUUAAAAAGAAUGGAGCAGUUGCUGGCAUUAAAGUGGAUACUGGAGUUGUUAAGUUGGCUGGAACUCUUGAUGAGGGAACAACUCAAGGUUUGGACAAUCUUUCUCAACGUUGUGCUGAAUACAAAAAGGGCGGUUGUGACUUUGCAAAGUGGCGUUGUGUCAUCAACAUUGGCCCUCACAAACCUUCUCAUUUGGCUCUUUUGGAGAAUGCUAAUGUCCUUGCACGUUAUGCAAGUAUUUGUCAGCAGAAUGGGCUCGUUCCUAUUGUCGAGCCAGAAGUUUUGUGUGAUGGUGAUCAUGAUAUUGACCGAUGUGCUAAGGUUACUGAAAUGACUCUUGCUUAUACCUACAAAGCUUUGGCUGAUCAUCACAUCUAUCUUGAAGGGACCUUGCUUAAACCCAACAUGGUGACUCCGGGCCAGUCGAAUCCUAAAAAGGCUACUCCAGAGGAAAUUGGUUUGGCUACCGUUACUGCUCUUCGACGUGGAGUUCCGAUUGCUGUUCCUGGAGUCGUUUUCUUGUCUGGAGGUCAAUCAGAGAUUGAAGCCACUCAAAAUUUGAAUGCAAUCAACAGUGUGCCGGGCCCUCGUCCGUGGACUUUGACCUUCUCUUAUGGUCGUGCUUUGCAAUCUUCUGUUUUGAAGAGUUGGAAGGGAUCUGAUGCUAAUAUUGCUGAGGCGCAGAAGGUGUUGCUUCAUCGUGCAAAGGCUAACGGAGACGCUCAACUGGGCAAAUAUUCUGGUGAAGAAGGAGCUGCUUCCGCUGCUGAGUCUCUGUUUGUGGCUAAACACGCCUAUUAA